Molecule: messenger RNA, 6395 nt
Organism: Pseudo-nitzschia multistriata
Lineage: Eukaryota; Bacillariophyta; Bacillariophyceae; Bacillariales; Bacillariaceae
Source: the annotation of a GenBank genome assembly
CUAAUAGAGCUUCCGAACGUGCCAUCACUGUACGGUAGAACGUCCACGAACACAAUGGUCCUCGAUAGAAUAACUAUCCCCUCCAGGCUUAGACCGGACGAGCGCAAGAUUCCAUUUCACACGUAGACUGUGUUAAACAGUCCGUAUUAUGAUAUAGGAGUUGAUGCGCACUCACUUGAUUAUACCGUUGCUUGCCGUGACAGACACAUUUUGUAUGAGGUCUAUAAUACACAUCUAAUGCCGUCGAAGACGUUCCAAGUUCGGAAUGGAGGUUGCUGCAACCACCACUCCAAGCAGAAGCCGUCAUGGCUGGCGAGGAUCCUUCAGUGGUGCUGUCUGAGGUCGAACUAUUCGCUGAGACGGCAAGUGAUUGCGGGGUAUGGAAUGACCGCCUUUUUCACCAUCUUUCUUGUAAUCCUGAUGGCAACGACUGCUGCACUAUGGGCCGGUUCGGGGGUCAAAAGAGAAUCGACCGAGCUCUUUCAAACGCAGCUCGAUGCCAUCCUCCAGGAAUCGGGCAUUCUGACGGGGGAUAUCCUGGACAAAAAAAUGAAUAGCUUGAGGGGCUCUGCUUCGCUGCUGGCGGAAAUCGUGCGCGACCGAAUAGUUGGGUAUCCUUACGAUGGCUGGGAAAAUGACACACAUAUUCCGUUCCCGGAUCGCGAUACUGGGUUCAACAUCUACCCCCUGCAUGCCGAGCUCCUACCGCGGGAUUGGAUGGUCCAGACAAACCUGGAAUGGGGGGACUUCGACGGCCUUCGAGAACACAUCCAAGAACGAGCCGACUAUGGAGAACUUUUCUUCGAAAACUUUGCGAAAGACUGGAAUACCGAGAGCGCUAUGUUUACGUACCAGGGCAAUUGCGAUCCCAACCAAAACGACCCCGACCAGAUCGGAUACUAUCCUUUUUGCAGCGACGAGUUCAACGACGCCAGCCUGGGCGGAAAGAUAAAUCCUACCUCUACGCUGGCACCUCUGGAACAAAAGGCCGCCGAUCUUGGAGUCUUUCUCAAGGCAAUAUUCGAGGCCGAGGCAGCGGCACUGACCGUUGCCGUCAUCUUUUCCAAUUCUGGAGCCGGAGCUAGCGUUAUUUAUCCAGCGCAGCCGUUCUCCUUCCGUUCCGCAUACGAAUCGGCCGGUUGCGAAUGGAUGCGGGCUACGAAUCCCCUGACUGGGAGGCCGUAUGGAUCCAAAGCUGAGAUUAACCGAUGUACUCCAGAAGGAACACGCGCCUCGGCCCGGGAAUACAACGGACUGGAACGGGCAUGGUGUUCCGAUCAGGCCCUACAUCCCGGAGAAACCCGAAUCUACGGUCCCUAUUCAGAUGCCACUAGAGACUCUUGGAGGCUAACGAUUGGAAAGGCUGUUUUUGAUCGCUUGACAAGAGAAUUCAUCGGUUGUAUCGCCCUCGAUCUGAGUUUGAUCCAGGCAGAAGAAUUGCUGGAGGAGGUAAACGAGGGUGUUCCAUCUGAUAUGGUCUUGACAAAACCCGAUGGCACCGUGGUGGUUGGAAUUCUGGGCUCUGCGAAUGAAACGGAAAGUACUUUAACGCCUAAGUUAUGGGAGACAAGUUUCAUCGAUGAGGAGACCUACCGCGAACUUACGGACGAUCUGGCCUUUUGGGAAGAAGAAAUCUGGGACAUUGAGACCGCUAUUAGCACCUACGAUUUCAGUGUCAAGAGCAACGGGAAAUACUACACCGUAUUUCCCUCACCCAUCCCUCCGGAUGAGUACGAUCCAAAUUAUAAACCGGACUUUCUUAUUUUUGGAUCGAUCAACGCCGAUGUCCAAGACGAGACAAUAGACGAGAUUGCCGAAUUAAUAGAUAGAGACGUUACCGAAUUCAUCAUCGUUUCGGUAGCGCUCGGUGCGGUCGGCUUGGGGUGCAUGCUGUCCGUGGUAGCCAUUGUUGCCCAUUUUUUGACGCAGCCCCUCAAAUGGAUCGAAAGCAAGUCGUGGGAAAUAGUAAAUCACAGCGACACACGUGUGUCUGACAGUUUCAGACUGUCUCUUGAAGACGACGAGGACAAAUCGUAUGAUUUCUUUUCAUUCAUUCCGAAGACCGAGGUCCAGGAGCUGGUAUCAGAAUUUAGGAAUAUGAUCUCGGGCUUCAGUGGGGAAGAUGCCUCUCGUGUAUCUGUCCCGAGACACACAGAAACUAAAAACAUUGUGACCUGGAAGGACGAAUUUUUACAGUUCUACACGUUAAGUCCGACACUUAAACACAAGCUGAAAGAGGAAUCGAUUAGGCAUCGUUCCGUGACCCGUCGAAUGUCCAGUUCGGCUAAAUCGUCUAUCUCACAGUUGGAUACGGCAGAUUUUUCAAAAUUUGACGAUAGCGACAUUCACGAGGAGAAGCACAAUCUAAGUUUUCGAUCAAUCGAAUGGGAACAAAAACCCACUGUUGUCAGAGAAAAUUCUAUGAUAAGCAUCACAUCGACCCAAAAAAUGUCUUGGCUGGAUACAGAUCGCUCCGAGAUAACAUCUACACAAAUUAAUCUUGGAUCCAAUAUUCAUCAUUCAGCCGAUAGGGAAAACGUGUCAGUUUCGGAUGACAUUAAACUGUUGAAAUCGCCACUCUUCUGGAAUUUGUUUUUCUGGAUUGUUCUGCCUUUGCUUGUAUCCAUCGUUGCGAUAAUGAUAAUUGCUGGUGUCCAAAUAUUGACAACAUUCCCUCAAUGGAUCAAGGAGGCCAACAGUACAUCGUUCGAUCUCGAAAAGGAAAAUCUUCAAUCUUCUGCAACCUUGAUUGUGAAGCAUAUCGAACACGUCUUUGAUGAACCUCUGCUUGACUUGCAUAUGAUUAGCCGACUGUCGGGCUGGCUCUUGUUUGGUGCUGUCAAUCGGUCCGGGAGCUUCACAGAUAUAGAAAUGGAGUUUGUAGAGGAAUGUAAGUAUUACGAGAAUAUCCAGGAAUGCCCAUUCGAAAUGAACAAUACAAGGUCUCCUUGUUUCUGCGAAUGGAAUGAUCCAUGGGGUCGACUUUGUGAUAUUGAGGAUGGCAAUAAUUUGACAUCAACCUCAGACCCAAGAUACGUACAAAGAAUGUGGUACAUGAAUCAAAUUCAUGCGGGAAAUGAAAGCUUUCCUGUGGUUGACUAUAGCCCAGAAUCUACGUCAUGGUAUACGAAUUCAAAUCGAAUGCAAGGUUCGGAUAAAGGUAGCAACGCCGAAGGCUAUUCAACUGCGUACGACCGACUUAGAGUAUCAUCGGCACUAUCGGCAAUUAUUAUUCCAAUUUACAACUAUGGGUCCAGUGUACGUGGUGAGGGAUCAACAAACACUGCCAUGUCGGGGUACAUUUCCUUCGAGGCAGAGGGGGAGUACUAUGGAUACGAUGGAUGCAAUUAUGAUGUGGCGGGCUACUCGCAAUUUCAAUCUUCUGAGGAGAACAGCGCCUAUCUUGUGAGACCAGAUCUCUGCCCUCUAGGGAAAUUCGGAUACGAUCCAAGGUGUCGCAGUUGGUAUGCAGAAGCAAAGGAACGAGCGCUCGAUCACAAUGCUAGUGUUUACAUCACUCCACCAUACCAGUUUGCAAAUACGGAUGAAAUCGGGAACACUGCAGUUUCAAGUUUGAUCGAUCCCAAAUCUGGCGAAUUUGUUGGUAACAAUCUCAUUGACUUUUCAACAACAGAUAUCGCCAAAAUUGCAAGUAAGAUUAGCGCUAAAUAUUACGCGGUGGUAAUACCGAAUGCUAAAGAUGGCCAGAAUCUUGUUGCAUCGUCCCACUUUAGCAGCAAAACAACUCCUAAACCGAUCACCGACGUUAUCAUGCAAUUCGAUCCUGCCAACUCUUCAUUUGUACGUGAUUUCAAUAAGGUGAUGCUUGAUAUGGGAAGCGAAGGGAAGGAAGCAACUUGCGACUUGUAUCGCACCAACAGGCGCGGGGAAGUGGAACAAUUUUGUUGCGUACACGAACCGGUCUAUUACAGAGAAGUGAGGCCGGUUCAAUCGGAUGAUUUUGGACGGGGAACUGAGGUUUCCACCAAGUUUCUGUAUUCCGUUGUUUUAUUUGAACCAACGAAAGACCUUUCAACUGAAUACACGACGAGAAGCCAUGUCAUCACUCGGGCUCUACAGAAUACUGCCAUUUUGUACAUUUUGAUGACUGCUCUGAUAACUUUCAUUUGUAUCAUCGUAACUGCGAUGGUGAGUUCGAUAGACAAAGCUAAUCUCGCCAAGCUUUUACUUCUCGGAGUUGCUCACACUACUUUUGCUUUUCAUGAUGUAGAUUUCGUCGUCGAUCACAAGACCAAUGAUCCAGUUGUUGCAAACUGUCAAGCAGGUGAACGCAGGUAGAAUCGAGGACGAUAUGCCACCGUUGACAGGAGGAUCUAGGGAAGUCCAUCGGGUGCAUACAUCCUUUGCAAAAUUAUACAAGGUUGUACGCCUGUCCAAUUCUGCCUUUUUUCUCGGUGAUCUGAAGCUGGCUCACCACACUGCCCAGGAUGCCCUCCAACUCUUUCAAAAGAUUGGAGAUUCAAAAGCCAUUGCCAUUGCCAACAACAACAUGGGAAAUCUCCUGCUUGCCUGGAUGGUCGAAUGCCGCCACCAUGGAUCCUGCUUGACCGUCGACGACGAUGAAAAUGGAUCCUUCUGCUGCAUGGUUGCUGCCAUCAAGCAUUACGACAAGGCAGUUCAAUCCGGGAAGAAAGACUUUGACAAUGCCUCGGGAGAUGCCGAGAAAUGCCAAUAUGCACAGCAGCUCGCCGACCGACACUUCAAUCGAGCAAUGUGUCUCUUGUACACGGCCGACGAUCCCUGUGCCUCAUCGAAUGCGAAAGAAACCGCCCUCGACGAUCUCUUUUUGACCCGGCAAUACGACCAGGGAGUGAAAGAGUACAUGCUGCAUUCCAAGACGUUGUUCAAGCAUUCCGACGUGAUAUUCGAGCGAUACCUGCGGCGACUGAACGGGUUGGCGGUCCUGAUCGACAUCGAUCCGGAUGUUUGGAACGUGUGGGAUAUUUACGACCUGGCGGAUCAAGCAGAUCUUAUGCUCCAGGCAGCCUGGAACAAAGACGACGCACCGAUCUUUCACAACGUGAAACAAGUCGGGCGACUGCAGGAACUAGAGUCCGCCGUGACAGGCGUCGAACUGAGUGCCGGCAAGGGCAACGAUGCGCUUCUCUUGGCAACCCGGAUGCUGGUGGAGGACGAAUUCAUCCUCGACUCGGCCUUUAUCGAAACCGCCGACUGCCUGCUCCAAUACCUUCGAAAUUCGGACACCGGACGCACAGACGAGGACGACGACCACGGCAGCGACGAUUCCAACGACAGCUUCGACGCGGGCGCCGCCCCGCCCCGUGAUGCCCCCCGCAAGGGCUGGUCCGAGACGUCUACCGCCAUGCUCCGACAGGAACUGAAACGGAUGCGCAAGCCGGGGAUGCAGAGGGCCCUGGACACCAUCGGAAGGACCUUCGUCCUCUGCAUCGAGCUGCAGGGCCACUGGAACGGGAGGCGGUCGUUCCUGGCCGACCUCCGAAACGCGUGCACCUCCUUUUACGAGGAAAACUGCCGGUCCGACGAUUCCAUGGGAAUGGUCACCUUUGCGCCGUCCAGCGGGGACCUGAGGCGCCUCUCGCCGUCCCGUCGGUCCCAAAACGAGGACUCCCAGCGCGCGGAAAUCGAGGCCGCCACGACCGGGGUGGCGUGCUCCCGCUUCGUCCCGGCCCUCGAGGGGGCCAUCGAGAUGGCCCUGUCGGCCGAGGCCUCGACCUCCUGCGACGUGUGCCUGCUCUACGUGAGCGACGGGGGGGCCUACGAAAGGGGCGCGUACGCCCGCCUCCGCAAGACGCUCGAGCAGCGCCGGGGGAAGGGGGGCCGGAGGGGCAGGCACCCGCCCAUUUCCCCGUGCAUCGACCUGGUGGUCCUCGGCCUAGGCGCCGAUCCGUCCUCGGGCUUUGCCGAGAACUGCAAGGGCCUCGCGCUCGCCACGCACAGCCGGACCUCUUUUUACCUGGACGUGGACGUCGACGUCCGCGAGGGUGCGAGCCAAGCCCCUUCGGAUUCCGAGGCCCUGGCCGAGGCCUUUCGGGAGGCGGGGGCCGCGAUCCACGCGGGGACCUCGUUUGCCGGGAUCCGGCUGCAGCGGGCCCUGACGAUGCAGAAAUUCUAGGCCGCCGCCGGUGAUCCACGGGAUGGGACGGAGCGGCACGCAACGCAACGAGCAUUUCGACCACCAUGCUUGCGAAAAUUAAUUUAGAUAGACUUGCAAACCGUUGACGGAUUGCAACGGUUGACAAUGCUUUUGGAGAUUUUGAUGUUUAUGGAUACCGUAGCGACGCAUUAUAGCCAUCGAGGUGUAGUGCAACGCAAUAAUGUUGGAGUAGUACUGUAGCCGAAGCCUGCGGGUCUUGCAGCGGGACGACGAACGAACCCUUCCGGCACUCCCGAGC